GAUGUGGUUUAUAGCUCCCUCCGAACGUCGAUGACAGUAUGCCGAAGUUUGACAGCUGGCGCAUUGUUCUUCUUCCUCGUUUCUUCUGAUUCUGCCGGCAUUUUUCACGGAGAGUUUACAGUACAACAACGUGUCUAGUUCGAAACAAUGGGAAAACCAAAACACAUGACAAACAAACAGAACCCUUUCGCUAAGAAGAAACGCAACAAUAAGGAAAAGGGCGCUGAACCACCGGCACGUAGAGACAAGCCGUAUGAAAGUAUCGUUCUGGAGAAUGAGGCAUUUGAGAAGUACUACAAGCACCAGCAGAUCUGCGGAACCGAAGCCGAAUGGGAACAGUUGAUGGCACACAUGAGAAGAAAUCUUCCGGUUACAUUUCGCAUCACUGGUUCGAAAGCGCAAGCAACACUGUUGCUGAAGCUGAUCAAGCAAGAUUUCUUCGAAGAGUACUUCCGGGCAGUGAAGGAGCUGCGAAACGAGGAAACGGAUGCGCUCGUUGAGCCUCCCAAGUGUCUCGCGUGGUAUCCGCGCGAAAUGGCCUGGCAGUUGGAAUUAUCGCGUAAAGAUAUUCGGCGCUCCGAACCACUGUUCAAGCUGCACAAUUUUCUCAUUUCGGAAACGAGCUCCGGUUACAUCAGUCGGCAAGAGGCGGUAUCGAUGAUACCUCCACUAGUGCUAGGUGUACAAUCGCACCAUAAGGUGUUGGACAUGUGUGCCGCUCCCGGUUCCAAAACGGCACAAUUGAUCGAGUCACUGCAUGCGAGUGAUGGUCAACCCACGGGGUUUGUGAUGGCUAACGAUGUGGACAACAAUCGGUGCUACAUGCUGGUACACCAAACAAAGCGCCUUAAUUCGCCUUGUUUUCUCGUAACGAACGGUGAUAGUGCCACCUUUCCGUCGAUGCAGUACACAAAGGAGGAUGGUACGGUGUGCCCGCUAAAGUUCGAUCGGGUGCUCUGCGACGUGCCUUGUUCCGGCGAUGGAACAUUGCGAAAGAAUGCCGAUAUCUGGAACAAAUGGAACCUUGCACAGGCUUCGAAUCUGCACGGUUUGCAGUACCGCAUACUGAAGCGUGGCGCCGAACUGCUCGAGGUAGGCGGUAAGCUCGUCUACUCAACAUGCUCCCUGAACCCGAUCGAAAACGAAGCCGUUCUGUACCAUCUCCUGAAGGAGUCGGAAGGUUCGUUGGAGAUAGUCGAGUGUAUCGAUACGCUACCAACGCUGAAAUAUUCCAAAGGCCUUACAUACUGGGAACCGGCUUCGAAGGAUCUAACGUUUUACAAAACCUUCGAUGAUGUGCCCGAAUCCCAGCGAACCGUUAUCCGGCCCGGCAUGUUUCCACCGUCGAAGGAGGAAGCAGUCGAGAAAUAUCAUCUCGAUCGGUGUUUGCGCAUCUUGCCACACCAACAGAAUACGGGUGGAUUCUUCGUGGCGUUGCUGGAGAAAAGGAAACCACUGCCAUGGGAAACGGUGGGCACCGUGGGUGAUGGACAGCUGCUUACCGAACCCUCACCCGCAGUGGAGCCUCCGCAGAAGAAGACAAAGUAUAUGCGAGGAUUCAAAGAAGAUCCGUUUGUAUUUUUCGAAGAAAAGGAAGAAAUCUUCGAAUCGUUGAACAAAUUUUUCCAGCUAAGCGAAGACUUUGAACCAAGAAACCUUCUUACGCGAUGCAAGGUUGGAAAGAAGAAAAACGUAUAUUUCUGCUCGAGUAUCGUACGGAAUAUUGUGCAGCUUAACGAGAAGCGCGUAAAGAUUAUUAAUCUAGGCGUAAAGUCCUUCGUGCGCUGCGCAACGCGUAACAUCGAGUGCGACUUUCGGCUAGCUAGCGAAGGGCUGGCUAGCGUAAAUUCGUUCGUAGGCAACCAGCGUCGUGUGAUGGUGCAGAAGAAGGAUCUUAUAGAGCUGCUCUCGUGUACUGAUCCUACUAAACCACCAGAAAUUUCCGGACUAACUGCCGAAACGCAGCACAAUCUACAAAACGUCGCUUCCGGCAGCUGCGUUCUGGAAUGCAUGGUGGAUGAUGUAAAACUCGCCACCGUCGGAUGGAAGGGAGCCAUGAGCCUUAGGGCAUACGUCGAUCAGUACGACACAAUGCACAUGCUGCGGCUGCUCGGUGGAGAUCUUUCGAAAUUCGAAAAAAAUAAAUUCCAGGAUAAACGUGCAGCAGAAGUGGCGGCAGAUGAGGCAGACGAGAACGAUCCGGCUGCCGAUGUCGAGCUGGGCUCUGUACAAGAGCUAAACAAUGAUUAGCUUUAAUCUGGAAUGGUCGUACAGAAAACAUAUAACCAUUUGUUAAUAAUAAAACCUCAACGUCUUUUUU
Molecule: messenger RNA, 2320 nt
Organism: Anopheles funestus (African malaria mosquito)
Lineage: Eukaryota; Metazoa; Arthropoda; Insecta; Diptera; Culicidae
Gene: Nsun2
Product: tRNA (cytosine(34)-C(5))-methyltransferase
Exons: 5
Coding region: 148-2250 (700 amino acids)
Biological process (GO): tRNA methylation
Cellular component (GO): nucleus; cytoplasm
Molecular function (GO): tRNA (cytidine-N5)-methyltransferase activity; tRNA binding
Source: RefSeq, a predicted model, not a curated record